Messenger RNA from Rotaria sordida, 1062 nucleotides. The record is from the annotation of a GenBank genome assembly. Lineage: Eukaryota; Metazoa; Rotifera; Eurotatoria; Philodinida; Philodinidae.
AUGUUUAUUGUUUCGUAUGUUGCUUGUACAACUGAACAAGAACUUAUACGAAAAUUAUUACAAUAUUAUGAACCAUCAGUACGGCCAGUACUACAAGCUCAAGCAGUAGUUAAUGUUUCAUUUCGAAUGGAAAUUACUCAAUUAUUUGAGCUUGAAGAAAAAACACAAAUAUUAACAACUAAUGUACGUAUUGAACAAAAAUGGUUUGAUGAAAAUCUUGCUUGGAAUCAAACUGAACAUGAUGGUAUACGUGGUAUUCGUUUACCAUCACAUCGUAUAUGGUUACCUGAUAGUUAUAUUUAUAAUGCUGCAUUUGAUCUUUCAACUCAAGCACCAACACAAGGAGUUGUUAAUGGUCCAUAUGUAAUGGUUUAUCAUACAGGUGAAGUUGUUUUUCCUGUAUUAAUGAAAUUACGUACAACAUGUAAAGUAAAUAUUCAAUAUUUUCCAUUUGAUCGACAAAUAUGUGGUUUAAAAUUUGCAUCAUGGAUUUAUGAUAUAUCAUUAAUUACUUAUGAACUUGUUGCAAAUUCAAAUGAUUCAUAUCAAUCUGAAAGUAUAAGAAAUAGUGGUUGGGCUAUACUUGAUGUUAAACAAGGUCUUGUAUCGCGAACAAAAAAUAAUAGAACAUAUUCAGAAUUAGUUUAUGGUGUUCAUAUUCGUCGUCGUCCAUUGUAUUACAUAUUUAAUGUAAUAAUCCCAUGUGCUAUGCUUUCAUGUUUGACAUGUAUGUCAUUUUGGUUGCCAACAUCUUCUGGUGAAAAAGUGACACUUGGCUUAACAUGUUUUGUUGCAUUUUCAGUAUUCAUGCUUAUGGUAGCUGAAAAAGUUCCAGCAACAUCUGAUACAGUACCUAUUAUAGGUAUCUAUUUGACAAUUGUUAUGAGUUUAACAUCAAUUUCGGUUAUCAUGGCUGUUAUUGUUGCUAAUGUAUAUCAGCAGGCUGCUAUGUGUACAUCAGAAAAACAUCGUGCUCCUCAAUGGUUGAUUAAAUUUGCGCUUAUGUAUAUGUCUCCACUACUUCAUAUGCAAGACAAGGUUUUUCGUUUUUUAAAUAAAUGA